Molecule: messenger RNA, 2465 nt
Organism: Phyllostomus hastatus (greater spear-nosed bat)
Lineage: Eukaryota; Metazoa; Chordata; Mammalia; Chiroptera; Phyllostomidae
Gene: CCNE2
Product: cyclin E2
Exons: 12
Coding region: 109-1338 (409 amino acids)
Biological process (GO): G1/S transition of mitotic cell cycle; regulation of cyclin-dependent protein serine/threonine kinase activity
Cellular component (GO): cyclin E1-CDK2 complex; nucleus; cytoplasm
Molecular function (GO): cyclin-dependent protein serine/threonine kinase regulator activity
Source: RefSeq, a predicted model, not a curated record
GAGGUGCAGAAGCCUAGCGGCGGGGAGCCGGGCCACGGAGGAGGAGCUUCUGAAAGACUCCCUCCGCCGGCGGGCAGCGUAGGCAGAGGUUUCAUACACUUGAAGAGAAUGUCAAGACGCAGUAGCCGUUUGCAAGCUAAGCAGCAGUCCCAGGCCAGCCAGACUGAUUCCCCCCAAGAGGCCCAGAUAAUUCAGGCCAAGAAGAGAAAAACAGCCCAGGAUGUCAAAAAAAGAAAAGAGGAGAAGGUCGCCAAGAAACAACAGUAUGAGAUUAGGAACUGUUGGCCACCUGUAUUAUCUGGGGGGAUCAGUCCUUGCAUUAUCAUUGAAACACCCCACAAAGAAAUAGGAACAAGUGACUUCUCCAGAUUUACAAAUUACAGAUUUAAAAAUCUUUUUAUUGAUCCUUCACCUUUGCCUGAUUUAAGCUGGGGAUGUUCAAAGGAUGUUUGGCUAAACAUGUUAAAGAAAGAGAGCCGGUAUGUUCAUGACAAACAUUUUCAAGUUCUGCAUUCUGACCUGGAACCACAGAUGAGGUCCAUACUUCUAGACUGGCUUUUAGAGGUAUGUGAAGUAUACACACUUCAUAGAGAAACAUUUUAUCUUGCACAAGACUUUUUUGAUAGGUUUAUGUUGACACAAAAGGAUAUAAAUAAAAAUAUGCUUCAACUCAUUGGAAUUACCUCAUUAUUCAUUGCUUCCAAACUUGAGGAAAUCUAUGCUCCUAAGCUCCAAGAGUUUGCUUAUGUCACUGAUGGUGCUUGCAGUGAAGAGGAUAUCUUAAGGAUGGAACUCAUUAUAUUAAAGGCUUUAAAAUGGGAACUUUGUCCUGUAACAGUCAUCUCCUGGCUAAAUCUCUUCCUACAAGUUGAUGCUCUUAAAGAUGCUCCAAAAGUUCUUCUACCUCAGUAUUCUCAGGAAAAGUUCAUUCAGAUAGCUCAGCUUUUAGAUCUGUGUAUUCUCGCCAUUGAUUCAUUAGAGUUCCACUACAGAAUACUGGCUGCUGCUGCCUUGUGCCAUUUUACCUCUAUUGAUGUCGUUAAGAAAGCCUCAGGUUUGGAAUGGGACAGCAUUUCUGAAUGUGUAGACUGGAUGGUGCCUUUUGUCAAUGUAGUUAAAAGUACUAGUCCAGUGAAGCUGAAAAUUUUUAAGAAGAUUUCUAUGGAAGACAGACACAAUAUCCAGACACAUACAAAUUAUCUGGCUAUGCUGGAUGAAGUAAAUUACAUAAACACCUUCAGGAAGGUGGGACAGUUGUCACCAGUGUGCAGUGGAGGUAUUAUGACACCACCGAAGAGCACUGAAAAACCACCGGGAAAACAUAAAGAAGCUAACUAAUCAGACAAGUAUUGACUGAGUACUGGGGAGAAUGUCAUAAAAAUGAACUACUAAAUUUUACAGGAAAAUACUGCUGACUCUCCUAGCCAAUUCAGAAAUUUCACUGCCAUUCUUUGAUUGAAAAAACUACUUAAAGUUGGCACUACGGGAGAAAUGUGUUCCAUUCCUAUGUUAGCGGUGUAAAGCAACAGCAGGACUUGUUUACAAAGAUGACUUCAUUCCCAAGGUGACUAGACAGAAGCCAGCCACAACUUAUGCUAUAAAAAUAUUUUGACCCAGUGUUACUACAUUUAUCUUGAUCAACCAGGAAUUUUCAUUCAAGUUCUGGACAAGUGCUACCUUAAAGGGUACAUUAAGUGAUAGAGUACUUGAAUCUAGUUUUUAGAUUCCCAAAAUUGAUAUACUAUUGCUUAGUGCAAUUUGGUUCUUGAAAAUAAAAUUUAAAUGUUUACAAAAGUUUAGUUUUGUAAUAAGGUGACUAAUUUAUCCAUAGCUGCUAUAGCAAGCUAUUAUAAAACUUGAAUUUUUACAAAUGGUAAACUUUAAUCUGUUUUUUAACUAGAGUAUUUGCCUUACCAUAACGUAUUUAACCUGUAAGGCUUAGAAGAACAUGGUGUUUAAACUGUGCUCUAAACAGUGGGAAUACCAAAGAAAUUAUACAUGUUGUGGCUCCUACUUGGGUCUUUGACAUACAGGUUGCUUUACAGUAACUUUUUUGUAUAUCACAAUUUGAGUGAAAAAAACCUUAAGUCCCCUUUGAAACUAUUUAUAUGAGAAAGUCACUUUAUUACUCUAAGGCAUCCCUAAGGAUUUUUAAAAAACUUUAGUGUGACUAAGGCUUUAUUUAUGUUUGCAAAACUGUUAAGGUCCUUUUGGAAUUUCCACAUGAGUUAAGGACAGUGUCAAAGUGAUAAAGCUUAACACCUGACCUAAACUUCUAUUAACGUGGAAAAGUAUUAAAUGUGUAACUCCCAGCAACCUAUUUAUUUAAAAAAACAAAAGCAAAAUAAACUUCACAUAACAACUUGCUACAUAUAGAAUACCUAAUUCUACAUAAAUGUUUUUUAAAUGAAAUUUCAGCCUCAGAAGUGAAUUAGAAAACAAAUUAUACUAGAUUGUUAGUUUAU